Messenger RNA from Xiphophorus hellerii (green swordtail), 2621 nucleotides. RefSeq names its product zinc finger protein 664-like. Gene Ontology annotation, biological process: regulation of transcription by RNA polymerase II. The record is from RefSeq and is a predicted model, not a curated record. Lineage: Eukaryota; Metazoa; Chordata; Actinopteri; Cyprinodontiformes; Poeciliidae. The coding region runs from base 521 to 1873 and encodes 450 amino acids. Gene Ontology annotation, molecular function: RNA polymerase II cis-regulatory region sequence-specific DNA binding; DNA-binding transcription repressor activity, RNA polymerase II-specific. Gene Ontology annotation, cellular component: nucleoplasm. The transcript has 4 exons.
AAGAAGAAUACCUGCAAAAAAAAAAAAUAUAUACAUCUUCGUCUGCGGUAGAGCCAAGUAAUGUAACUUAGCUUCCUUUAGUUUGGAUGAAAGCCGAGCUCAGCUGCUGUUGGAGGAAAAUCUAAAGAGACGCUAACAACAGGGACAUGGACCAGCAGAGGGCAGCAGAGGGAGAGAUUCCUGAGGACGCGAUGAAAGAGGACAAAGAAAAUGAGCUGCGACACGUCAUGGAAGAUGGUUACUGCACCCAGGUUCUGCUGGACGAAUUAAAGACCACGGAUACGGUGGCAGAUGCCACAGCGUCCAUGACAGCUGUCACCGGAGCCCCCACUGAAUCAGUAGCGGCAGUAUAAGCCGUGUUAGCUGACACAAAAGCCAGAAGCUGCCACUACCAAGCUGUGGCAGUUUCCGGCAGCCCCUGCAGCUAAUGGUAGGUGUGACAGCUGACACCUGAAGUGCUGCUACAGCUGAUACUGCCCCCAUUGGAGCCGGCUGUCCCUCCAAUGAAUAUGUUAAGCAGAUGCUGAUGGUUAAAGAAGAAGCUCCUGAAAACCACAGAUCUGUUGCUGAGCUGCAUGACCCAAAGCCGCAGCAGAUAAAGGAGGAAGAGGAAGAAGUCUGCAUCAGUCGGGGGGCAGAGCAGCUCAACGGGAAGGAGGAGAUUGAUGUUACUCCUAUAAAGAGUGAGGAUGAAAUACAGUCCAUUCUGCUCUCACAGAAUCUUUAUGAAGAUAAAAUUAAAGACAGAGAUCUUCCAGAAGAGAAUGAUGAGGGAGAAUCCAUUAAGAUAGAAAAUCAUAAAGAUGGUUCCAUUUUCUCAAAGAUUGAAGUCAUUGUAAAGGAUGAAGAGGACGAUGAUGUACAAUUUCCUGUCUCUGAACUGAAUCAUUUGCCCGACUCUGGACUGAAAACGAAGGACGAGGAUAAUGACUGGACGGAGAGUAGAGCCACCGAGUCAGAUGGAAACAUCUUUUCUGAGUUUGCUGAACAAUUUCUUCACCAUCACUCUAUUCAGAAACACAUGACACAUUCAGAAAUAAGAUCUGCAGACUCUAUGGAUAACAACAAAUGUUUUACAGAGAACAAAAAUGUGGACUCAGAAAGGAAAGUCCAGGCAGGAGAGACGUUUAGCUGUGAAGAUUGUGGUAAAACCUUUAUUAGAAAAUACAAUUUUAACAGACAUAAGCGAAUCCACACAGAGCAGAAAUCUUUCUGUUGUGAGCUUUGUGAAGAAAGAUUUAACCGUAAAUCAAGUUUAAAUUUACACAUGAGAAUUCACACAGAAUACAAACCUUUCUGUUGUGAUCUUUGUGGACAAGGAUUGAGGCACAAGCGCAGUUUAAAUGCACACAUGAGAAUCCACACAAAGCAGAAACCUUUCAGUUGUGAUCUUUGUGAACAAAGAUUUAACCGUAAAUCAAGUUUAAACACACACAUGAGAAUCCACACAGGACACAAACCCUUCUGUUGUGAUCUUUGUGGACAAAGCUUUCGCCAUAAAUCAAAUUUAAGUACACACGUGAGAAGCCACACAAGACAGCAACCUUUCUGUUGUGAUAUUUGUGGACAAAGACUUCGCUAUAAAUCAAGUCUAAGCAUACACAUGAGUAUUCACGCUGGACAGAGACCCUUCUGUUGUGAUCUUUGUGGACAAAGAUUCGUCAAUACGUCACAUUUAAACUCGCACAAGAGAAUCCACACAGGACUGAAACCUUUCUGUUGUGAUAUAUGUGGAAAAGGAUUUGCCCACAAACCACAUUUAAGUGCACACACGAGAAUCCAUACAGGACAGAAACCUUUCUGUUGUGAUUUAUGUGGUAGGAAGUUUAGUGAAAAAGGAAAGUUAAAGAGACACAUGAGAAUCCACACCUAAGGCAAAUAGUUCAGCUAGGAAUACUAAAACCGCACCACUGCUGUUGGCUGUGAAAUAUGUGUCAUUAAAGACAACUGUCUUCACUUGGUUUCAGUAUGUUUGUAGCGGUUAAUUUAAAUAACAUUAAAUUAAUAGCUUGUGCUAUUCCCUGUUUUUCCAUCUACAGUCCAAAUUGAGCUGUGUAUUUUCAUUGCAUGUAAAUAGUUUUGUUUAAGAGAAUCGGAUCACCUUUCUGUCAUUAAGGUUCAUGUGACCUUGAGUCAAGAGAUUAUCUGCUAAUCCUUGAACUAAAGCAGUGGUGCCUAAAGUCGGUCCUCGAGGGUCGGCAUCCUGCAUGUUUUGGUUUUCUUCCUGGUGGUACCAACAACCUUUUCAGCAUAUCAGUGUUCUUCUUAGGCCUUCUAACGAGCCACCAUUGGAUCCAAGUGCGUUAGACCAGGGAAAGAACUAAAACAUGCAGGAUGCCGGCCCUCGAGGACCGAGUUUGGGCACCCCUGAACUAAAGCGAAUCACCAGCAAGACGAUGAUCCCAAACACAGCAGGAAAUCCCGAAAGAUCAUCCAAAGGGAAUUAAGGUACAGCAACGGCCUAGUUAAAACCCACACCAAACCUUGGCUUUCUGAAUAAGAAAGCCGUUUCUAGUUACUGUUAUAUCCUGAGUUCAGCUUGAUUGUGAUGCAUUUAGUUUUGAUAUGUCUAUGAACCAAGUCUGUACGUUGUGUUGAUUUGAUUAAAUGUGUGGAUAGAA